AUGCAGGUUCUUGAAUCUGCCGAGGACUAUGGCGGCCCCGAGGACGGGUAUGCAUUCGCAAAGACGAUUGUCGUCUACGAGGAAGAUGGCGAGAUCUACCGCGCGUUCUCGAGGAAGCAGUAUGCAUCAACGGCCGAUAUUCGAUACGCUGAUUUGUACAGCUCGAACAAAAUCCGAUGUGCCCUCUACCCUCAAUUCGAUGACUCCUUCACGAAGGCAGAGGGGUCUGCAGAGUAUUUGUCAACGCUUUAUCUGAAGACGCCUAGUCUCACGACCUACACUCCUCGAAAGCCAAAUCUGAUUCGAGACGCUUGGCUACGGGAAGUUAAAACAUGGGAGCUGCUGAGGAAAUACCCCCAUCCUAACAUCGCAAAAUACCAUGGCUGCUUCGUCUCUGAAACCGGUGCAAUCGAAGCUAUCUACCUGACAACUUAUGACCAAACACUCGCGCAGAAGGUCAACCCGUCGCACCUUGCUAAGGGGGAGUUUGUCUAUGAAAAGCUCGAGACAGAGAAAUCCACGGUGGAUGAAUGGUUCCGAGGCAUCGAAUCGGGCUUGAGACAUCUGCAUACCCUUGGGAUUGUACACAACGAUAUCAAUCCGAACAAUAUUAUGUUUGAGGGCGAAACCCCUGUGAUCAUCGAUUUCGAUUCAGCCCGCCCCCUGGGCUAUAGCCUUGACUGGGUGAAGAUGACAUAUGGCUGGUACAACCACGAGACUAAGCUCUCACUUCCCACCAAUGACCUUGAUGCUUUGCAUGAGAUGAAGCUGUGGCUUGCGGGGGCCGCCGACCAGUUCCAGUUCUAA
Molecule: messenger RNA, 807 nt
Organism: Penicillium olsonii
Lineage: Eukaryota; Fungi; Ascomycota; Eurotiomycetes; Eurotiales; Aspergillaceae
Source: the annotation of a GenBank genome assembly